Acanthosepion pharaonis is the source of this 1629-nucleotide messenger RNA. The record is from the annotation of a GenBank genome assembly. NCBI's taxonomy places the organism in Eukaryota, Metazoa, Mollusca, Cephalopoda, Sepiida, Sepiidae.
AUGUUCCAUAGAGAAUCGGAGAAGUCGAGUAACAACUUCACUAUCUAUCUAUCUAUCUAUCUAUCUAUCUAUCUAUCUAUCUAUCUAUCUAUCUAUCUAUCUCGGUCUGUUUCCAUCUAUCUAUCUAUCUAUCUAUCUAUCUAUCUAUCUAUCUAUCUAUCUAUCUAUCUAUCUCGGUCUAUUUCUUUCUAUCUAUUAAUCUCAGUCUGUUUCUCUUUCUAUCUAUCUAUCUAUCUAUCUAUCUAUCUAUCUAUCUAUCUAUCUCGGUCUAUUUCUUUCUAUCUAUCUAUUAAUCUCGGUCUGUUUCUUUCUAUCUAUCUAUCUUGGUCUGUUUCUAUCUAUCUAUCUAUCUAUCUCGGUCUGUUUUUUAUCUAUCUAUCUAUCUAUCUCAUCUAUUUCUAUCUAUCUAUCUCUCUAUCUCGGUCUGUUUCUAUCUAUCUAUCUAUCUAUCUAUCUAUCUAUUUCUUUCUAUCUAUCUAUCUAUCUAUCUCUUGGUCUGUUUCUAUCUAUCUUCUAUCUAUCUCAUUAAUCUAUCUAUCUAUCUAUCUCGGUUUCUUUCUAUCUAUCUAUCUAUCUAUCUAUCUAUCUAUCUCAUCUAUCUAUCUCAUCUAUCUAUCUAUCUAUCUAUCUCGGUCUGUUUCUAUCUAUCUCUAUCUAUCUAUCUCCGGUCUAUUUCUUUCUAUCUAUUCUCAGUCUGUCUAUCUAUCUAUCUCUAUCUAUCUAUCUAUCUAUCUAUCUAUCUAUCUAUCUAUCUAUCUAUCUAUCUCUUUCUAUCUAUCUAAUCUCGGUCUAUUUCUUUCUAUCUAUCUAUCUCCAUUGGUCUUGGUUUUUCUAUCUAUCUAUCUAUCUAUCUCGGUCUGUUUUUUCUAUCUAUCUAUCUAUCUAUCUCAUCUGUUUCUAUCUAUCUAUCUAUCAUUCUAUUAUCUAUCUAUCUAUCUAUCUAUCUCGGUCUGUUUCUUUCUAUCUAUCUAUCUCAUCUAUCUAUCUAUCUAUCUAUCUAUCUAUCUAUCUCGGUCUAUUUCUUUCUAUCUAUUAAUCUCAGUUUCUUUCUAUUAUCUAUUUGGUCUAUCUAUCUAUCUAUCUAUCUAUUUCUGUUUUUUUUCUAUCUAUCUAUCUAUCUAUCUCAUGUCUAUCUAUCUAUCUAUCUAUCUAUCUAUCUAUCUAUCUAUCUAUCUAUCUAUCUCUCAGUCUGUUUCUUUCUAUCUAUCUAUCUAUUUCUAUCUAUCUAUCUAUCUCGGUCUGUUUCUAUCUAUCUAUCUAUCUAUCUAUCUAAUCUCUAUCUAUCUAUCUAUCUCGGUCAUUUCUUUCAUCUAUCUAUUAAUCUAUCUAUCUAUCUAUCUAUCUAUCUAUCUAUCUAUCUAUCUAUCUAUCUAUCUCGGUCUAUUUCUUUCUAUCUAUCUAUUAAUCUCGGUCUGUUUCUAUCUAUCUAUCUAUCUAUCUAUCUAUCUAUCUAUCUAUCUAUCUAUCUCUAUCUCGGUCUGUUUCUUUCUAUCUAUGUAUAAAUCUCUAUCUAUCUAUCAAUCUCGGUCUGUUUCUUUCUAUCUAUGUAUUAAUCUAUCUCGGUCUGUUUCUAUCUAUCUAUCUAUCUAUCUAUCUAUCUAUCUAUCUAUCUAUCAGGGUUCCAACUAG